Messenger RNA from Fulvia fulva, 1344 nucleotides. Its product is annotated as beta-tubulin. Bases 1 to 1344 code for a protein of 447 amino acids. Gene Ontology annotation, molecular function: GTP binding; structural constituent of cytoskeleton; GTPase activity. The transcript is spliced from 6 exons. Gene Ontology annotation, cellular component: cytoplasm; microtubule. The record is from RefSeq and is a predicted model, not a curated record. NCBI's taxonomy places the organism in Eukaryota, Fungi, Ascomycota, Dothideomycetes, Mycosphaerellales, Mycosphaerellaceae. Gene Ontology annotation, biological process: microtubule cytoskeleton organization; mitotic cell cycle.
AUGCGUGAGAUCGUCCACCUCCAAACCGGCCAGUGUGGCAACCAAAUAGGUGCUGCAUUCUGGCAGACCAUCUCCGGCGAACAUGGCCUCGACGGCUCCGGCGUGUACAAUGGCACGUCUGAUCUCCAGCUCGAGCGCAUGAACGUUUACUUCAACGAGGCAUCCGGCAACAAGUAUGUCCCACGUGCCGUCCUCGUCGACUUGGAGCCAGGUACCAUGGACGCCGUCCGUGCUGGUCCAUUCGGUCAGCUCUUCCGCCCAGACAACUUCGUCUUCGGCCAAUCCGGUGCCGGGAACAACUGGGCAAAGGGUCACUACACCGAGGGUGCCGAGCUUGUCGACCAGGUCCUCGAUGUCGUCCGCCGUGAAGCUGAGGGCUGCGACUGCCUCCAGGGUUUCCAGAUUACCCACUCCCUCGGUGGUGGUACCGGUGCCGGUAUGGGUACGCUCUUGAUCUCCAAGAUCCGUGAGGAGUUCCCAGACCGCAUGAUGGCCACCUUCUCCGUCAUGCCAUCACCAAAGGUCUCCGACACCGUCGUCGAGCCAUACAACGCGACCCUCUCCGUCCACCAGCUUGUCGAGAACUCGGACGAGACCUUCUGUAUCGACAACGAGGCGCUGUACGACAUUUGCAUGCGCACUCUCAAGCUCAACAACCCAUCAUACGGCGACUUGAACCACCUUGUCUCCGCCGUCAUGUCUGGUGUGACCACCUGCUUGCGUUUCCCAGGUCAGCUCAACAGCGAUCUCCGCAAGUUGGCUGUCAACAUGGUGCCAUUCCCACGUCUCCACUUCUUCAUGGUCGGGUUCGCACCACUCACCAGCCGCGGCGCUCACUCCUUCCGCGCCGUCACCGUUCCAGAGCUCACCCAGCAAAUCUUCGACCCCAAGAACAUGAUGGCCGCCAGCGACUUCCGCAACGGCCGUUACCUCACUUGCUCGGCUAUCUACCGAGGAAAGGUUUCUAUGAAGGAGGUUGAAGACCAGAUCCGCAACGUGCAGAACAAGAACACCGCCUACUUCGUCGAGUGGAUUCCAAACAACGUCCAGACCGCCCUUUGCUCGAUCCCACCACGCGGCCUCAAGAUGUCGUCCACCUUCGUCGGCAACAGCACUUCCAUCCAGGAGCUCUUCAAGCGUGUCGGUGACCAGUUCACUGCCAUGUUCAGGCGCAAGGCUUUCUUGCAUUGGUACACUGGUGAGGGUAUGGACGAGAUGGAGUUCACUGAGGCUGAGUCCAACAUGAACGAUCUUGUUUCCGAGUACCAGCAGUACCAGGAGGCAUCCGUCUCUGAGGGUGAGGAGGAGUACGAUGAGGAGGCUCCCCUUGAGGGCGAGGAGUAG